AUGGCGCAAAAAUCAUCGAAACUCGUGGAUAACGACCAGAUCCAAACGGCGAGCCUCCACAACCCCUUGCCGGUCUUCCUCAAAGCCUACGUAUGGCCUUUCACUAUCCUAUGGCCGAUCUUCUUUGCAUUCUACCUAAACGAGGACCUUUACGAUGAUUAUAUCGAUGGCUCGGAAUGGACAUUUGUCUAUGUCGCAACAAUCGUUACACUCCAAUCUUUGACUUGGCUCUCAACAAAAUGGAGUGUUCACUUGAAGACUGUGUUCACCAUGACCAAAGCUACAAAAGUCGAGGAGGCCAAGUUGAUUAAGGUCAUUCCCGUGGUUAACUCGGGUGCAUCAGCGAUCUGCAAAUUGGAGCGGGAGCCGGACGGAAGAACCUCGUUCCUUUUUCAGAAGAGACGAUUUCUCUACUCACCAGAAAAGGGAACCUUCGCACCUCUAUCCUAUGCGCUUGAUGCCGAGAAGAAGCCCUUCCUCCGAGAAUUUCAACUAUCGCGGGGUCUUACCUCUGACGCCGAGAUUGAGACGGUCCACAAACAUUAUGGAGACAAUACAUUUGACAUACCUGUUCCAACAUUUACGGAGCUGUGGAAAGAGCAUGCUGUCGCGCCAUUCUUCAUUUUCCAAGUAUUUUGCGUUGGUCUCUGGUUGCUCGAUGACUAUUGGUACUACUCGCUGUUCACGCUGUUCAUGCUUGUAGCUUUUGAGAGCACAGUGGUCUGGCAAAGACAGCGGACAUUGAAUGAGUUUCGAGGAAUGAGCAUCAAGCCGUAUGAUAUCUGGGUGUACCGUGUCAACAAGUGGGUCGAGAUCAAGAGCGACAAACUGCUACCCGGCGAUCUCGUGUCGGUGGGGCGAACACAAGAAGAUUCAGGAGUUGCCUGCGACAUGCUUCUUAUUGAAGGGACUGCCAUUGUGAACGAGGCUAUGCUGUCGGGAGAGAGCACGCCACUUCUCAAGGAGUCAAUUCUUCUACGCCCCGCAGACGCGACAAUCGAACCAGAAGGAUUGGAUAAGAAUGCUUUUCUCUGGGGAGGUACAAAGGUCCUUCAGAUAACCCAUCCCGCGGCCAGCGAGGAAGCACCGGAAGCCGUUCCGCAGUUGCGCUCGGGUGUCCCUCCACCACCUGACAAUGGUGCCAUGGCGGUUGUGCUCAAGACCGGGUUCGAAACCAGUCAAGGAAGUCUCGUGCGGACCAUGAUCUACUCAACAGAGCGUGUCUCUGCCAAUAACGCCGAGGCCCUGAUCUUCAUUCUCUUCCUUCUGAUCUUUGCGCUUGCGGCCUCGUGGUAUGUGUGGCAGGAAGGGGUCAAGAACAACAGAAAGCGAUCCAAGCUCCUGCUCGACUGCAUCCUGAUCGUCACAAGUGUCGUGCCGCCUGAACUGCCUAUGGAGUUAUCCUUAGCGGUCAACACCAGCCUGGCAGCGCUCAGCAAAUUUGCCAUCUUCUGCACAGAACCCUUCCGAAUCCCAUACGCCGGACGUGUGGACGUCGCUUGUUUCGACAAGACUGGGACGUUGACCGGCGAGGAUCUCGUCGUUGAUGGUAUCGCCGGUCUUGGCCUGGGGAAGAAGAGUGCCCAAAUCGAAGCGGACGGUGCGCAGUCCUCAGUCACCAAGGUCCCAGACUGCGGCAUUCAUACCACACUGGUUUUGGCAACCGCUCACGCCUUGGUCAAACUGGAGGAAGGGGACAUUGUCGGUGAUCCUAUGGAAAAGGCCACACUCAACGCUCUAAACUGGACCCUUGGCCACAACGACACUUUGAUCAGCACUCCUCCGCCCAAAUCGAAGAAACCCAAACCAUUCUCGACAGCGGGUGCCUCGCAUGUCGUUCAAAUCAAACGACGGUUUCAAUUCUCGUCGGCUCUCAAGCGUAUGAGUUCUGUGGCUACAGUUCUGAUGACUGAUCCCAACUCUGGUCGGAAGGCGAAGGGCACUUUUGUGGGUGUCAAAGGCGCUCCGGAAACUAUCCAAAAGAUGCUCGUUGAGACACCGCCAAAGUAUGAGGAGACGUUCAAGUACUUUACACGCAACGGAGCCCGGGUGCUAGCUCUUGGGUACAAAUACCUCUCGACCGAGGCUGAGAUAGGCCAGAAGCGCAUCAAUGAUCUCAAACGCGAAGAGGUCGAGCGUGAUCUACACUUUGCGGGUUUCUUGGUUCUUCAGACUCCCCUAAAGGAAGAUGCGAUCAGGGCCAUUCAGAUGCUGAACGAGAGCAGUCACCGCGUUGUGAUGAUCACCGGAGACAACCCGCUGACCGCUGUUCAUGUUGCCAGAGAGGUCGAGAUCGUCGACCGCGACUGUUUGAUUCUGGAUGCUCCGGAGCACGAUGACUCGGGGACCAAACUCGUCUGGCGCAGCGUUGACGAGAAAACCAUCAUCCCUGUUGACCCCACGGCCGAUCUGGAUCCGAAGAUUCUUGAGACCAAGGACUUAUGCGUUACUGGUUAUGCACUUGCCAAAUUCAGCGGCCAAAAAGCAUUCAUGUCGUUGCUGAGACAUACCUGGGUCUACGCCCGAGUCUCGCCGAAGCAGAAGGAAGAGAUUUUGAUCGGUCUCAAAGACCAAGGCUACACUACGCUGAUGUGUGGCGACGGGACGAACGAUGUCGGCGCGCUGAAGCAGGCCCACAUUGGCGUGGCUCUCCUCAAUGGCUCCCAAGACGCCCUCAACAAGAUCGGUGAACAUUUCCGGACCACGAAAAUGAAGGAGAUAUAUGAAAAGCAAGUGCAGCUGAUGCAAAGAUUCAAUCAGCCGCCUCCGCCGGUGCCCAUCGGAAUUGCACACCUCUAUCCGCCUGGCCCGCGAAAUCCUCACCAUGAAAAGGCAGUCAAGAAAAUCGCCGAGCAAAAAGGUAUCAAUCUGGAGAAUGGCGACGCUGAGAAUGGCACUGUGGAGACCAUCACCUCACCUGGUGCUCAAGCAAUCCAACAGUCGAACGCCAACUUGACACCCCAGCAACGACGCCAACAAGAAGCACAACAGAAGGCGGCAAACUGGGCGGACAAGUUUACCUCUAGCAUGAUGGAAACUGAACUUGAUGAUGGCGAGCCACCUACAAUCAAACUGGGUGAUGCCUCCGUUGCAGCUCCGUUUACCAGCAAGCUGGCCAACGUUAUAGCAAUCCCCAACAUCAUCCGGCAGGGUCGAUGCACCCUUGUGGCGACCAUUCAGAUGUACAAGAUUCUCGCUCUCAACUGUUUGAUCAGCGCCUACAGCUUGUCUGUCAUCUACCUGGCAGGCAUCAAGUUCGGCGAUGGUCAGGUGACCAUCAGCGGAAUGUUGAUGUCCGUGUGCUUCCUUUCUAUCUCCCGGGCCAAACCUGUGGAAGCGCUUUCGCGAGAACGACCACAGCCGAACAUCUUAAAUGCCUAUAUCCUUGGAUCGGUACUCGGGCAAUUUGCAAUCCACUGCGCGACUCUGAUCUAUCUUUCCAACGUUGUCUAUUCAAUCGUCCCGCCAUCCGAUGAGAUCGACCUCGAAGGCGAAUUCGAACCUUCGUUGCUCAACAGCGCCGUCUAUCUCAUGCAACUGAUCCAACAAGUGUCCACCUUUGCAAUCAAUUACCAAGGACGGCCUUUUCGCGAAAGCAUCCGGGAGAACCGAGGUAUGUACUGGGGACUUUUGGCGUGCUCGUUUGUGGCCUUUGCGGGAAGUACCGAGUUCUUGCCGGAGCUCAGCGAGAAGUUACGUUUGGUGCCGUUCACCAGCGAGUUCAAGUGGGCCCUGACAACUCUGAUGGUUGCUGACUUUGUGGGAUGUUGGAUUGUGGAGCAAAUAUUCAAGUACUUGUUCAGCGACUUCCGUCCCAAGGAUAUUGCCAUCAAGCGACCCGAUCAGGUUGAACGAGACGACAAGCGCAAGAGGGAGCUCGCGGCAAAGGCGGAGCAGGAACGGAUCGAGGAGAUUGAGAGGAAGCGGGGUGUGGCCAACAACACAGCUCCGCCAACGACGACCAAGGGGGCAAGAUAG
Messenger RNA from Fonsecaea nubica, 3978 nucleotides. RefSeq lists its product as hypothetical. The record is from RefSeq and is a predicted model, not a curated record. The transcript is spliced from 2 exons. Gene Ontology annotation, molecular function: ATP binding; ATP hydrolysis activity; P-type ion transporter activity. Bases 1 to 3978 code for a protein of 1325 amino acids. Gene Ontology annotation, cellular component: endoplasmic reticulum membrane. NCBI's taxonomy places the organism in Eukaryota, Fungi, Ascomycota, Eurotiomycetes, Chaetothyriales, Herpotrichiellaceae. Gene Ontology annotation, biological process: intracellular calcium ion homeostasis.